GCCUUCCAGUGCUCAAUUCCAGUUUUCCAGCAGCGGCAGCGGCAGUAGCAGAUAUCAGUCGGCUUGUUGUUUGUUCAGUUAUAAAUCUGACGGCGACGGCUGCGGUGGCAGCAGCGGCGACUGCGCUCUUCAAAGCAAAGUAAAUGAAAGAAAAAAUAGCAACAAGUUUUCAAGUUGUGCUGUGAAAGUUCAAAAUCCUCCAAUAACAACAACAGCGCGUCCGCGUGUAUCUCACUCUGUUGGUGUUUUUGUGUCUCUCUGUUUGUGUGUGUGUGUGUGUGUGUGUGUAUGUGUUGGUGUGGCGUCUAAACGAAGUCUGAAAUUGAUUUUCAUGUAUUUCGUGAUAAUUUGGCGCCUUCGGCAGUUUGCCCCAAAUUGAAUCGCACUUGCCAGCAAUUUUGGAAUAAUAUUUAAUUGAAGAGCUAGACUCAUAAAACGCACACAUACAUACAAAUGUAUCUUUUGUGCAUGUGUAUGUUUGCUUCAGUUGUUUUUGUAAGUGCCACAUGAAUCAUAAAAAUACAAAAAAGAUGCAAAGUUAACCAAAAGUCAAUAAAAAUAAGCUAAAAAGAAGGCCAAGCAACAACUGAUUUUAACUGCCUUACCUGAAUAUCCUGCGGAUGAUGCCUAUAGACCCACACAUUAUGCCGGCUAUAUAAAUCGUGGCUAUGAUGAUUUAGAUAGUUCCUACCUCUUUGCACAAUACGAGGCCAUGACGGAAGCUAGAAAUGCAGCGGCCCUGCCGCCUUAUACUCUUGAUCCCGAUCAUAAUCAUGUGGACGCGAAUGAUGAUGAUGAUGAUGAUGAGAACCUCAAUGAUGAUGAAGUGUUCAAGGAUUGUGCUGAUGAUGCCACUCCCGAUGAUACUGAGACAAUGAAUCACAAUCGCUGCCUGCCCGAUUUUCAGUUCUCAAUGGUCGAUUCGGAAUACGAUGAGACGCUGGCGUUUCCCGAUUCCGUUACCAUAUUGUCCACAUUGGGCGAUAAACCUGUGCUGGUCGAGCGCAAAGAGACCGACGAUGAUGAUGAGGAUUACGAUGAUGAGAACAGCGUGCUGAUGCGUCAGGAGAUACCCUUUACCAGCAUCUAUGGGCCCAGUGUGAAGUUCAACUCGUUUCAGCGCAAGGUCUUCAUACCGGGACGUGAAAUCCACGUACGUAUUGUGGAUACGGAACGUAGCGUCACAACGCAUCUGCUCAAUCCGAAUUUGUAUACAAUUGAGCUUACACAUGGCACCUUCAAGUGGACGAUCAAGCGUCGCUAUAAGCAUUUUAAUUCCCUACACCAGCAGCUAAGUUUCUUUCGCACCUCGUUGAAUAUUCCCUUCCCGAGUCGAGCGCAUAAGGAGAAACGCACCACACUAAAAGCCGCAGCCAGUCAAAUGGCUGAUGAGUCCACCUUGAAGGAUCUACCCGCCCAUACCAAAGUCAAGCACUCGAGCACACCAACCAACAAUAAUAACAAUGGAUGUGCAACUGGCACUGUUGCCACCAUUAUGAGUCCUACACAUAGUUCGAUCUUGUCAAGCUUUACGCCCCGACGCAGUCAACGGAAGCGCAAGAAAAAGAAACGAAAACUUCCACGUUUUCCCAAUCGCCCGGAGAGUUUAAUCACGGUGGAACAUCUUCCUGUGCGCAUCCAGCAACUGGAGGAUUAUUUGUACAAUCUGCUCAAUAUCAGUUUAUAUCGAUAUCAUCAUGAAACGCUAAAUUUCGUGGAGGUUUCCAAUGUCUCCUUUGUGUCCGGUCUGGGUAUCAAGGGCAAGGAGGGUGUUAUACUCAAGCGAACGGGUUCGACGCGACCUGGACAGGCUGGUUGCAAUUUCUUUGGUUGCUUUCAACGCAAUUGCUGUGUGCGUUGCAAUUACUUUUGCUCGGAUGUGGUAUGUGGCACGUGGCGCAAUCGAUGGUUCUUUGUGAAGGAGACCUGCUUCGGCUAUGUGCGACCCACAGAUGGUAGCAUUCGUGCUGUGAUACUCUUUGACCAAGGCUUCGAUGUCUCCACGGGCAUCUAUCAGACGGGAAUGCGAAAGGGCCUGCAGGUCUUAACCAACAAUCGGCACAUUGUGCUCAAGUGUUGGACGCGUCGCAAGUGCAAGGAAUGGAUGCAGUACCUCAAGAAUACCGCCCACACCUAUGCCCGUGACUUUACCUGCCCCAAUCCGCACAUGUCCUAUGCCCCAAUGCGUGCCAACACUCAGGCCGUGUGGUACGUGGAUGGGGCACAGUAUAUGGCCGCCGUUGCAGACGGCUUAGAGGCAGCUACCGAGGAGAUCUACAUCGCUGAUUGGUGGCUAAGUCCCGAGAUCUAUAUGAAGAGACCAGCUCUGGAUGGCGACUACUGGCGGCUGGACAAGAUUCUUCUGCGCAAGGCAACACAGGGUGUUAAAGUUUUUGUCCUCCUCUACAAGGAAGUUGAAAUGGCCCUCGGCAUCAACAGCUACUACAGCAAAUCCACGCUGGCCAAGCAUGAGAAUAUCAAGGUCAUGCGGCAUCCGGAUCAUGCACGUGGUGGCAUUUUGCUGUGGGCACACCACGAGAAGAUUGUGGUUAUAGAUCAGGCUUAUGCAUUUAUUGGUGGAUUGGAUCUGUGCUAUGGUCGCUGGGAUGAUCGAUCGCAUCGUCUGACGGACCUGGGUAGCAUUUCCACGGCCUCCGUUUCGGGCAGUGCACGUUGCACGCCCAGUGGAUUCUUCAGCAAGGAUGAGGAGGACUCGGCCUUUGGUUCAAGGAAAUCCUCGCGGAAUGCACACCACGAAUCAUCGGCUAAGGAGCGAACUACGUCUCCCCCGCCAGUUAGGGAGGAGCCCACCAUGUCAGGAAUGGAAUUGCGGACUUUGAAACCCGGCGAUCGUCUGUUGAUUCCCGAGAUGCUUUCGGCUGCCUCCACUGAGCUGGAGAUGGAGCCUACACCACUCGAGGGCAUGAAACUGAAUACACCCGAAUUGGAGCGAAAGAAUAUGCUCGAUCGGUUGAAGAAUAAUGCCAUGAAAGGGGCACGAAUCGGCAAGGACUUUGUGCAACGUUUGACGACGAGUGAGGUGCAGGAUACGACAACAGACAAGUGCAAUGAGAUGGGGGAGAUUGAGGAGAAUGUUGCAGGAGAAAGUGCAAUAAAUGAGACUGACCGUGUUUACAGCAUUGCAACACAUGAGGCAACUGCGGAUGUGGCAAUGAGUUCCACAUCCGGAGCCAUGAAUGCCACAACGAGCACACAAAUACUCAGUAGCGAGUUCUAUGGACAGGCCAAAUAUUGGUUCGGCAAGGACUAUUCCAAUUUCAUACUCAAGGAUUGGAUGAAUCUGAAUGCCCCUUUUGUGGACAUUAUCGAUAGGACGACAACACCUCGCAUGCCGUGGCAUGAUGUCGGCAUUUGUGUGGUCGGUGCCUCCGCUCGGGAUGUCGCUCGACAUUUCAUACAGCGUUGGAAUGCCAUGAAAUUGGAGAAACUGAGAGAUAAUGUCCGCUUUCCGUAUCUGAUGCCCAAGAGCUAUCAUCAGAUCCGUUUGAAUGCCCACUUGCAACAGUUGCAACAACGUCGACAGCAAAGUGUCACCUGCCAGUUGCUACGCAGCGUCUCCGCCUGGAGUUGUGGCUUCAUCGAGGCCGAUCUUGUCGAGCAGAGCAUUCACGAUGCCUACAUCGAGACCAUUACCAAGGCCCAGCAUUAUAUCUACAUUGAGAAUCAGUUCUUUAUCACCAUGCAACUGGGCAUGGGCGUCCCGGGCAACAAUGUAAGGAAUCAGAUUGGGGAGACGCUCUUCAAACGCAUUGUGCGUGCUCAUAAAGAAAGGAAGCGAUUUCGUGUUUAUGUGAUAAUGCCUUUGUUGCCGGGCUUUGAGGGCGAUGUGGGUGGUAAUACGGGAAUUGCCGUAAGAGCCAUUACCCACUGGAACUAUGCCUCUAUAUCCAGGGGCCGCACAGCAAUACUGACACGCCUACUGGAGGCGGGCAUUUCAGAGCCAGAGAACUAUAUAUCAUUUCAUAGUCUGCGCAAUCAUUCGUAUCUGAAUAAUACGCCUAUUACCGAACUGAUCUAUGUACAUUCCAAGCUACUUAUUGCCGAUGAUCGUGUCGUUAUCUGCGGUUCGGCAAAUAUCAAUGAUCGCUCGAUGAUUGGUAAACGAGAUUCGGAAAUUGCGGCAAUUAUUAUGGAUGAGGAGUACGAAGAUGGACGAAUGAAUGGCAAAAAGUAUCCAAGUGGCAUAUUUGCUGGAAGAUUGCGAAAAUAUCUAUUCAAGGAGCAUUUGGGUUUACUGGAUUCAGAAAGUUCGACGCGCUCUGAUAUGAACAUAAGUGAUCCUGUCUGUGAUCAAUUUUGGCACAAUACCUGGCGUCGGAUUUCGACGAGAAACACGGAGAUAUACGAUGAGGUGUUUAAAUGUAUUCCCACGGAUUUUGUUAAGACAUUCGCCAGUCUGCGCAAAUAUCAGGAGGAACCUCCAUUAUCCAAAACCGAACCCGAAUUGGCCGCCAAGCGUGCCACGGAAAUUCAGGGACAUCUGGUAAAUCUACCGCUAGAAUUCCUCAACAAGGAAGUUCUUACGCCGCCCGGUACCAGCAAGGAAGGCCUCAUACCUACCUCUGUAUGGACAUAGUCUGCCAAAGUCUUUAAGACGCCCCUAUUCUAAGAAAAUCCACCAGAUUCAUAUAAUUUAUAGGAAUCUGGCUUUUAAGUAUAUAUAAUAUAAUUAUUUUUCCAGAAUGCAACCCACCAAAUGCGCUCUAACUUAUUUAAAGUUGCUGUUGCCAAGUCAAAAACAAUUUGUAUAUAUAUAAAUAUUAAUUUUUGAGUAAUAGGUAUACAUAUAUUUAAAAAGAGUAACUAUUUGCCCUACAGCUAGUUAAUUUAUUAUUUUACGGUAUAUCGACGUCCCCUAUAAAUGUUAAGAUUUAAUUGUUACUUUUUAUAAUGUUAAAGCAGUAUUCUAGACAAACUAAAGCGCAAUUCUUUUUUUAAUAAAAGUCAAAUAAAGUGAUUUAAAAUACGAAAA
Drosophila innubila is the source of this 4993-nucleotide messenger RNA. It is a transcript of the gene Pld, whose product is annotated as phospholipase D2. Gene Ontology annotation, biological process: cell motility; phosphatidic acid biosynthetic process; intracellular signal transduction. The transcript has 9 exons. Gene Ontology annotation, molecular function: D-type glycerophospholipase activity; phosphatidylinositol binding. Bases 713 to 4597 code for a protein of 1294 amino acids. Lineage: Eukaryota; Metazoa; Arthropoda; Insecta; Diptera; Drosophilidae. The record is from RefSeq and is a predicted model, not a curated record.